Cetraspora pellucida is the source of this 387-nucleotide messenger RNA. The record is from the annotation of a GenBank genome assembly. Lineage: Eukaryota; Fungi; Glomeromycota; Glomeromycetes; Diversisporales; Gigasporaceae.
AUGUACAAAUACAUUUUGUACAAAUUUUCUGAUGACAAAAAAAAUUUCGUUAUUGAUAAAGCAGUAGAAACGACGUCGCCCGAUGAAGAGGACGGAACCAGUUAUAAGGAAUCAUACGAGAAAUUUUAUACAGAAAUUACUGGAAAAAAUGUUCCUUAUUUCUCUGUUUAUGAUUUUAAUUAUGAAAAACUUGGCGAGGGUCGUCGUAAUAAAAUCAUAUUUAUUGCUUGGAUUCCUACGAAUGCCGAUAUCCAAGAUAAAGUUCUCGCUGCUGCAAGUAAACAAGUAUUGGGAACAAAACUUGGAAUCACAUUUCAAAUAGAGGGAACCGAAACCAAUGAUAUUGAAUUUGAAACAGUCCUUGAUAAAGUUUGUAGACUUAAGUGA